GAUAUCAGCUGAUCUGUUCUGACGGAGCUACAGAGCGUCACCGAGUCGGGGGGCGACUGUGGUAUCUGUCCUAGAUGCGGCGGUCUAAUGUCUGCGAUCGGAAAGUUGCACGGUGGCAUGAUGGCAUCCACAUGCUUCUUAAAAGCAAGAAAGAAUAGUUAAACGACUCGCUAGAGCUGACUGAGACGACUGUUGAUAUUAUCUCUACGCUGCCGUGCGUUUUCACCAACAGAAACAACUUUGCAAAUGGUGGACAGGCAGGGACCUUACAUCUGGCCUUAAGGCCUGGCUAUUGCGUUCAGCAGCAAUAAUAGUAAAACAGUAACAGUAAUAAUAAUCGGAGUUCGUUAUUUAGCUGACAGUAAUAAUCUAAAGAGUUGCACAGUUGUAGACGAGCAGUCAAAGUAUAACGACAAAACAGUCCAUGCAUAUUUGCUGCCUCGGACCCGGAUAUUUCAGACGCACCAGCUGUAUUCGUCCGAUCGCGAAAGAUGUGGCUGAAACUAUUUUUCCUGCUACUCUAUUUCUUCUUGCUAUUCGUUCUGGCCCGUUUUUUUGAAGCUAUCGUCUGGUAUGAGACCGGGAUCUUAGCUACUCAGCUGGUGGAUCCCGUGGCUCUGAGCUUCAAGAAGCUGAAGACAAUCCUGGAGUGUCGGGGUUUGGGAUACUCCGGUCUACCCGAGAAGAAGGAUGUCAGGGAGCUGGUCGAGAGAUCAGGCACCCUGAUGCAAGGGGAGCUGUACUCUGCCCUGAAGAACGAAGAGGAGGAUGCAGAGCCAGCGUCCAGCACCAGCUUCAGUGGAGAGGUGCACUUUUAUGAGCUGGUUGAGGACACCAAGGAUGGCAUCUGGUUGGUGCAGGUGAUCGCGAAAGACCGAGAGCCGCUGCUCACUAAAGCCAACUGGGGGAAAAUGGUUCAAAAGGUCUCCAAGUUCGGCAUCCGAACAGGCACUUUCAACUGCUCCAGUGAUCCAAGGUAUUGUCGUAAGCGGGGCUGGCUGAAAUCCACUCUCAUCAUGUCUGUGCCGCAAACGAGCACGUCGAAGGGGAAGGUGAUGCUGAAGGAGUAUAACGGCAGCCGCAUCGAAACGGAGCACAUUUUCAAGUGGAUGACGGCACUGGUGGCGUCCCGGAUCAAAACCAUCCGCGUACCCCAGCAGCUUCUGCAGGAAUGGAACCGGAGCGACCAGCACCCAGUAAAGAUGUUCCUGUUUGCCAAGCUGGUGCAGCCUCCCGCCUUCUUCUCAGCACUCAGCGUUAAGUUCACGGGUCGCAUUGAGUUCAUCUUUGUGGACGUGCAGAACUGGGACAGCGACCAGUGCAUGGAAGAUAUCGGGGUGCGUCAGGUUCCUUCAUAUAUCCUCAAGACCCCAGAAGGUACUUACAGGUAUGGGAAUAGUACGGGGGAGUACAUCUCCCUCCAUGCCAUGGACACGUUCUUGCGCUCCGUUCAGCCGGAGGUCAACGACCUGUUUGUGCUGAGCCUGGUUAUGAUCAACCUCAUGGCCUGGAUGGACCUGUUCAUAACGCAAGGUGCCACCAUCAAGCGUUUUGUCGUCCUCAUAAGCACCCUGGGAACCUACAACUCUCUGUUGAUCAUUUCCUGGUUGCCCAUCCUGGGGUUCCUCCAGCUCCCAUAUCUGGACAGCUUCUACGAAUACAGCCUGAAGCUCCUGCGAUAUGCAGACACCACCACCAUCGCCUCUUGGGUGAGGGCAGACUGGACCUUCUACUCAUCCCAUCCUGCACUGUUCCUGAGCACCUACCUGGGGCAUGGACUCCUCGUCGAUUACUUUGAGAAGAAGAAGCGUCGCAGCAGCAACAAUGACGAUGAGCUGAACGCCAACAACCUGGAGUGGUUGUCCAGUUUGUGGGACUGGUACACCAGCUACCUUAUCCAUCCUAUUGCCUCCUUCCACAACUUCCCCAACGAGUCAGACUGGGACGAUGACCCGGACCUGCUCCUGCAGAGGCUGGCCUUCCCCGAUCUCUGGCUUCGCCCACUUAUCCCCACUGACUACAUCAAGAACCUGCCCACAUGGAAGUUGGGGUCUGCAGGCAGGUUCAGUGGGAGACCGAGUUCGAAGGCGACUGGUGAAGAAGACCAAGGUGGCACUGCAAGUGGGGAACUGCAGAACAAACCAGGGAGCAUGGAGGAGGAUCUGACAGAUGGCGAUCACCUCGGUAGGGGAACAGGAGACGCAUCUGGGGGUGCAUGCGAGGGCCCCGGCUGUUGUAGCUCUGGGAGGGGAGGCAGGUGUCACUCGGUCUGCUCUGAAGCACCGGUUAGGGAGGCCGACUGGUCCUCUUGGCCCCCAGACAUGAUGCAGUGCACGGAGUGUGUCGUGUGCCUGGAGAACUUCGAGGACGGCUGCCUCCUCAUGGGACUGCCCUGCAGCCACGUGUUCCACCAGCAGUGCAUCGUCGUGUGGCUGGCGGGUGGCCGUCACUGUUGUCCUGUUUGCCGGUGGCCCUCCUUCAAAAAAAAGGCGAACAGGGAGGAGAAUGCGGUGCAUCAGAGGGGACAGUACUAGCAGAGGGUGGAGCACAUCGCUGGGGUGUGUGUGUCUGUGUGUGUGUGUCUGUGUGUGUGUGUGUGUGCGUGCUGGCUGGGUACCAGGUCCCCGUGCCUAACCUCUGAUCUCAAUGUGUCAGUGUUAGUCCUUAGAACUUCGUUAAGGGUUUAUUUCCUUUUUGGGGCAGAUCAGUUUAGAAAGGUCUUUGGUGUGACAUCAUCACUGAUUUCAGUUGCCUUAUUCAUUUAAAAACAAAAAUUGACACCUUUCGGAUUGUCAGAAGAACACAUGAAUUUACAUUAAUGGCAACUAAAUUUGUUCAUUCAUUCCUUCGUUGUGAAAAUUGCAAAAUAGAGGCACAAAAUGAAAAUAUCAAUAAAAUAAAUCCUUAGCCCUUAAGUACCUCUGAAAGCCUAAGGAAUAUUAUUUACGUAAAAUUUCGAAAAGGCAGUAAAAUAGUAGUGGGUGGCACCUCCACAUCUGGCCUAGUCUGUAAAUCUGCCCAUUGGAACAGGCUGUCCUCCAUAAUCCUACACGGCCAGCGGUCUGGUCAGUCUUUCAGGCUGUUGACUGAACCUUCAACUAGUGUUCAAGAUAAAUGUUUGUCAUGUCUUGGCCUCCAAAGCAGGGCUGGACUCUUUAAGCUGAGCACUUUGAACAUACCACCCAUUCCAUAGAAAGGCAGCUGACCCUGUAAAUGGUAGCAGUUGGGCGACGGGUCUGUCAAAGGGCAAGGAUGUAGAGAGCAGAUCUGCCCCUGUGUGUGACACUGGCAACCCUCUCGACCCACCUGACCUGGUGAAAGGAACCAAAUCUACACACUACUUUGUGUCUGAUCUUAUUUAUUUUUAAAAGUUUUUUAAACCUAACUUGUGGUAAGCUGAUCCAGACUCUGAGAACUGCUAACACUUAAAUGCGUUGGGUGACUCUUCCCAAAAUGAUAUUAGUUUCUUUUUUCUGCCUGUUUUGUGUCUCUAAUGUAUCCUGUUGCAUCUCUAGGGGAGUUAAAUGUAAGCUGCAAGUCAGUCAGAAGACAACCAGUUCAUUCAUAAUAUAGAUAAAAUGGAACCCAAACAAAAUGGUUUUGUCAAACCCAUCUCUAGCGAAGGGUGUCAUUGUACUGAGCUGGACAAGCUGAACUUUGUACCCCUGAGUGAAGUGGUUACACUGAACUGCUUGGAGUAAAAAUAUCAAGUGGUGCAGGAAAGUAAAGACCUUAGGAUCUGCAAGGUAACUUAAUAAUAAGGUCUCAUCCUACUGCUAAUUGAAGCAAAUAUGUCAUUGUAUUAUGUUCUGCAAUACCUAUUCCUAUUUAUAACCAGGUAAAAACAUGAAGACAUAUUUAUAUUGUGGAAAGUGUUUACUAAAUUUACCCAAUAAAAUAGAAAGUGGGUUUUUUUUGAAGGAGACCUGCCAAUUGGGAGCCAAAUCAGAGAGUUAUAUAUAUGUAUGUGUAUAUACAAUAAAACUUGAUGCUGACCACUCAAUAAAAAGUUAAUUCUAAAA
Brienomyrus brachyistius is the source of this 4022-nucleotide messenger RNA. RefSeq names its product ring finger protein 103 (gene rnf103). Gene Ontology annotation, molecular function: ubiquitin-protein transferase activity. Gene Ontology annotation, biological process: protein ubiquitination. NCBI's taxonomy places the organism in Eukaryota, Metazoa, Chordata, Actinopteri, Osteoglossiformes, Mormyridae. Gene Ontology annotation, cellular component: endoplasmic reticulum. The record is from RefSeq and is a predicted model, not a curated record. The transcript has 4 exons. Bases 492 to 2534 code for a protein of 680 amino acids.